AUGCUACAAUGCACGCUUCGCCAGUAUAAUGGCGCGUCGAGAUUAGCAGCGCGCUGGUUCGGAACGGAAGCAUGCGACAUCAAGCGAUUCUGCAUUGUUGGAGCGGGUCCUGCAGGGUUCUACACUGCAGACAGGCUGCUGAAGCGGUUUCUAGAGGGGUCCACCGUGGACCUGAUUGAUGCCCUGCCAAGUCCCUUUGGCCUUGUUCGGUCGGGAGUGGCCCCUGACCACCCAGACACCAAGAACGUCAUCCAUCAGUUUAGCCACCUGGCCGGCGCCAGCCCACACCUACGCUUCUUCGGCAACCUCCGCCUGGGCAGGGAGGUCCAGCUGGACGAGCUGAGGCGGCAAUACCAUGCCGUGGUCCUGGCAUAUGGCGCUGAGUCAGACAGGAGCCUUGGCAUCCCCGGGGAGGCCGCCCCCGGGGUGUACUCGGCGCGCGAGUUCGUGUGGUGGUACAACGGCCACCCCUCCCAGGCUGGCCUGCCAAUCGACCUGCGCAGCGUGCAAAGCGUGGCAGUCGUCGGGCUGGGCAACGUCGCCCUGGACUGCGCGCGCGUCCUGCUGCAGCCCCCGGAGCGCCUGGCGUCGACGGACAUCGCGGAGCACGCGCUGCGUACGCUGCGCAGGAGCGCCGUCACCGACGUCCAUGUCAUCGGGCGCAGGGGCCCCGUGCAGGCGUCCUUCACCCCCAAGGAGCUGAGGGAGUUGCUCAGCAUGCCAGGCAUCGGCGUGCAGAUCCACGGCGGGGCGCUCGACACGCUGACCCCGGCGUGCAGGGCGGAGAUGGAGGCGUCCAGGAUAAAGCGGCGCGUCAUGGAGGUGCUGACAAAGGCAGAGGCAGCGCAGAGGAAGGGGCCCCGGACCCUGCACCUGCAUUUCCUCAGCUCCCCUGCGUCCGUUGAGACCCGGGAAGAGGGUGGGCUCGCGGCGGGCAUAAAACUUGAGAAGCAGCGCCUGGAGGCCUCGCCGUCGGGAGCCGCGCGAUCUGUGCCCACCGGCGAGUCAGUCCUGCUCCCAGCCAACCUGGUGCUGAAGAGCAUCGGCUACCGCUCCAUCCCCGUCCCCGGUCUGCCCUUUGAUGCGGAGCGGGGUGUGGUGCCCAACCGGAUGGGCCAGGUGCUGGAAAGCGUGGCGGCGGACGCCCCCGCCGUCCCCGGCCUCUUCGUCGUGGGCUGGCUGAGCCGGGGCCCCAGCGGCAUCAUCGGCACCAACCUGGCCGACGCCGAGCAGACGGUGGAGGGCAUGGUCCGAGCACAGGCGGACUGGCCCACCCCGGAGCGGAGGGCCGGCCUGGAGCGAGCCUUGGCCCCGGAGUCAAUCGCGGUGCCCUGGGCGGGCUGGGCCCGGAUCGACGCCGCCGAGGUGGCGGCGGGGGAAGCCGUGGGGAAGCCGCGCGAGAAGAUGACGAGCGUCGAGCGCAUGCUGGCCUGUGCGGUGGCAGGUGCCGCCUCGGCGCCAGGCUCACCUUGA
Molecule: messenger RNA, 1473 nt
Organism: Auxenochlorella protothecoides
Lineage: Eukaryota; Viridiplantae; Chlorophyta; Trebouxiophyceae; Chlorellales; Chlorellaceae
Product: NADPH:adrenodoxin oxidoreductase, mitochondrial
Exons: 7
Coding region: 1-1473 (490 amino acids)
Molecular function (GO): oxidoreductase activity
Source: RefSeq, a predicted model, not a curated record